UAACACAUAACGUUUGAAGGGUUUGUUAGACGUAAAUCGUGUGUUCUAUUUCUCAACUUCUUGUUAUCUGAAGUCUCUCAUUCUCCGAUCACACAAUUACCGUUUUGGUUCCCGCCGGUGGCACUACCGGUUCAUUCCGGUAGCCUACUACAUCUCUCCUUGCCUCAAUAACCGUGUCUCUAUACAUUCGUAUCAUCAAAAAUGGCGUACCGUAGACGUCAAGGACUCUCUAGGUCUUCAACGUUCAAGGAAGAGAUUCUCCGGCAGCCGGAAAACGAUGACGCCACCACUUCCACCGCCGCGCUGCCGCACCGAAUCUCCGAGCCUCGUCUCGACUCGUUUCACUCGUUUAAAAACCGAUCUAAGAGUUCUAGUUUUGAUAAUGUUUUGAUGAAGAAUAAGAAGGAGCGUGGUGGAUUUUGGGGCCUGUUAGCGCGGAAAGCGAAAUCGAUUCUCGAAGAUGAAGGUUCUAAGAAAUCAAAUACUCAUGCUAAUGCUAGUAAGAAGCCAGAAACAAUCAGCUUCUCAACAAACAGCCAGUUCACUGGUAUUCAAGUUCAGCAUCAAUGUGAGAAUUCAAAGAAAAUAGACACUCCGACGUUAAGGAUGGGAUUGGAUAGGCAUAGACUCAAGCCUUCGCUUAAUCAAAUUGGUGAUGCCAUUGGGAAUGCUUUGGAGGCAGAGAAGAAGACUCAAAAUACCAUCCAAGAAACUCAUAAUCUGCAAGACAGAAGAGCAUUUGAUAAUCAAGAAAAGAAUCAGGGUCCCAGACUGCAAUCUGCUCAAGCACAGAGGAACCAAGAAGCUCAACUCCAAGCUUCUCGUGACGUGGCGCUUGCAAAAGCUGCUAAGGUAAAACAACUCGCUCGGGAGCUGAAAACCGCGACUGCAGAAUUAGCAUCUGCGAAAGAACGAUGUUGUCAACUAGAACAAGAAAACAAAUUGCUUCAAGAGGCUCAAGAAAAAGGAGACCACCCCUCAGAAGAUGACAUGAUACGGCUUCAGCUAGAGACACUAUUGGCGGAGAAGGGGCGUUUGGCACACGAGAAUUCAGUAUAUGCACGUGAGAACAGGUACUUGAGAGAAAUAGUUGAAUUCCACCAAAUGAAAAUGCAAGAUAUGUUGUAUCUUGAUGAGGACAUCAUUGAAACCUCCUAUGAUCUAGUGGAGGAACUCGUUACCUCAGCCCGGUUUGACUUAGAAUCUUCCGAGUCGAUGGAAGGUGGGGGAUUCCCAUUGUAAGAGGAUUUAAACGGUUCAAGUGUAAACCUGAACCCUUUAGUAUUAUGAUAUAAUUUUUUAGACCUCAAUCUUUCAGAAUAUACAUGUAACUAUGUAAGAGUAAGACAAUCAGACCUUGUUGAACUAUGUAUGAUAUGAUUGCAAUAGAUUUCUUUUAGAA
Helianthus annuus (common sunflower) is the source of this 1402-nucleotide messenger RNA. RefSeq lists its product as uncharacterized. Bases 202 to 1242 code for a protein of 346 amino acids. The transcript is spliced from 6 exons. Lineage: Eukaryota; Viridiplantae; Streptophyta; Magnoliopsida; Asterales; Asteraceae. The record is from RefSeq and is a predicted model, not a curated record.